Messenger RNA from Mercenaria mercenaria, 1751 nucleotides. RefSeq names its product complement C1q-like protein 2. Lineage: Eukaryota; Metazoa; Mollusca; Bivalvia; Venerida; Veneridae. The record is from RefSeq and is a predicted model, not a curated record. Bases 654 to 1448 code for a protein of 264 amino acids. The transcript is spliced from 6 exons. Gene Ontology annotation, molecular function: protein binding.
UCAGAAAGAAAAUUAUUGAUUGAUAUCUUAAUGUAGGGUUUAGAUUUUCUUUAAGCUGGGUAUUUUAGACUUAUAUUUUCAAAAUGAGUUUUAAACACAAUUUUAUUUGUUUUAUUUACUUUAUAGGAGUAAAUCAGCUUAUAAAAUCUGUUAUCUGUGAUGUGAAAAACAGCAGAGAAAUAUCCAUUUACGACAAAGAUAGUGAUACCUCUUGUCAGUCGGGAGAAGUUUUUAAUGGAUCCAUCUGCAUAAAUGUGACAGAUUGUACUAAACCAGUUCUGUCGAAUAGACGAUGUUUACAGCGGUGCCCCGAUGGAUACAUUUACUUUACGAUGGACCCUAAAUACAAUUACGACUUUUUAAACCCAAGGAAGUACCAUUAUACAGCAGCUGACAUCAAUGAAAAUCCAUGUUUGAACAAAACAAUGAUUGGACUUCUCAUACUAUUUUCAGUUAUUGCAAACAUUGUUUACAUUCUCUUUGUAUGGUGGUUUUUAUCAACAAAACGAUUUCCUUCUGAAAAACUGGGUGCUAUGAGCCUGGUCGGAGUUAGGAUAGGAUCGGGGAUGGCCCUUUGUAUGUAAAAACGGUGGAGAUUAUCAGUCUGUUAGUACAUCAAUAUUUUUGUUAGACGUAAAUGAAAAUCAGUCGACAUGGAUGGAGUUUUAUUUAUCAUCUGUGUUACCAUAUUCAGAAUGGCCGCAGCUAAAACCGAAAACAAAUCGGUUUUACUUAAAAAAAUUGAUGCCACUGAAAAUCUUGUCAGGGAACUUCUUGUCGAAGUGGACAAAUUAAAAUCCGAAGACAAGCUACAAAGGAGCCAGAUUGCUCACAUGGAAAACCAGCUACGUGUCCAACAGCAACGCAGCACACACCUCGAAAAACUAAUAAGGAAGUUCACAGCUUAUACUAGAAGGAAAACUCCACUUAAAACAGAAAAUUCACCAGUUUUAACACCUGAGAAACAAUCACCUCAGACAAAAGACGGAAGGUCAAAAAACAGGAUAAGGAGAGCGGAAAAUGAAACCCCCGUUGCAUUCUUCGCCAAGAUGGGCAGUCACCUGGAUCAUGCAGGCAUACACCAGACUUUCAUAUUUGAGAUCGUCGUUACCAACGUAGGAAAUGCUUACAACAACCACCUUGGCGUAUUCGUAGCUCCGGUAGCGGGAACAUACGUUUUCUCCACCACGCUCGUGUCCAGUUAUCAUGUUAACGCGCAUGCUCAGUUCGUGAAAAACGGGAAGGCUAUCACAACUAUGUUUGUAAGCGGUGGAGAAUCUGGACAUGAUACCACAAGUCAAACUAUUGUUCUUCAGUUGCAGAAAGGUGACGACGUUUCAGUCCAAAAUCUAGAUUCUGACAAGUCUUUCUAUGGAAGCAGUCAUAGCACCUUUUCUGGAUUUUUAUUGCAAGAAGAUUACACAAGUUCUGUUGUUGUGGGAAAGUAAAUCAAACGCUAUUCGAGACAAGAUUCAAAUUUUAAGUUACCUGUUCAUUUAAUAUUACAAUUUUUUUCAUAUAUAAGGCCGAGGAAACAUUCUAAAAUAUGUAGUUACAUUUUAAUAUGAACAUGUUCGCUACGAUUUCAAGAAGAGCUAAAAUAAAAUGAUCAGAAUUGUUUUCACUUUUACUGGCGACCAGUUACAUCUUGAUAGUCAUUCCGUAAAUCAUGAAACCUGUGAGAAUAUUCUGUAUUAUGAUUUUAUUAUUUUACAUAUGCAUUUGAUAAAAAUACAAAAAUGAAAAAAAUA